GGACUUGAAUGUUGGCUAAUACUUUGCUGAGACUGAGGUGAAACCACGCAACACUGGACUAGGAUAUGUGAGGACUCUUGGGGGAUUCGAGAUGAUCAUCCAAAAUGGGAGGAGAUGGACCAGACUUGGAAAAACAUUCUCAACUUAGGGGUUAAAAUUAGUGUAUUAGUAUAUUUAGAACAUAAUAGAGAGUAUAGAUAAGUUCUUAUAUUUUCUUCUGUGUAGUGUAAUGAAAUGAUAUAUCUGGUGUAGUUUUCAGUCCUCAGUAUAGGCUGUUUUAUUGGAACACUGCUCACCUCAGGAUCUUGGCUCUGAUCACAGUGACUGCGCCCAGCAGGACUGAUAAGCUAAAGGACAAAAUCAAUUUGUGGAAAAUCUGAGCUCACUACUCUAACCAUGAGUGAGGAAAUAGAGAUAGCAGAGGAGAAGGACUGGCAUGAACUUGAACCCAACUACUCUGUCAAAAUCUUCCUGACUGUCCUUUACAGCUUCAUCUUGCUGACGGGUAUUGUAGGUAAUUCAGUGACUAUCAGAGUGACACAAGUGCUGAAGCGAAACGGCUACCUGCAGAAGAAUGUGACCGACCACAUGGUGAGCCUGGCAUGCUCUGACUUGUUGGUGCUUGUCAUUGGUAUGCCUGUAGAACUCUACAGUGCCAUCUGGUUCCCAUUCACGUCCGCAUCAGGCAAUGCUUCAUGUAAGAUCUACAACUUUCUGUUUGAGGCUUGCAGCUACGCUACCAUCCUCAAUAUAGCCACACUUAGCUUUGAGCGCUACGUGGCUAUCUGCCACCCGUUUCGCUUUAAAGCCUUUGGUGGGAAACGUACCUCUGCCCUCAUUACCUUUGCUUGGCUGGUGUCUGUGCUUGUGGCUCUGCCAUUGCUGGUUGCUACCGGAACGCAGGGUCAUAUCCCCUUCCUAGCAGAUACACCUGUCCAGAAUCUGACUUUCUGCACCAAUCUGAGAGAGCGCUGGGUGAUGUAUAGGGUCAGCCUCUUUGUGGCUUUUGUCGUCUACAUGAUCGUCUUAAUCUGUGUGGCCUUCAUGUGCCGAGCCAUGAUCCUGGUCUUGCAGAGGCCUUUGGGUGCCGUGGAUGGAGGAAUCAGUGGAAGUCAAAGACCACCCAAGCAUGAAAGCUCGAAGGCCAAGAUGGCCAGGAAGCAGACCAUCAUUUUUCUUGGUCUCAUUGUGGGAUCCUUGAUGGUAUGCUGGCUUCCCAACCAGAUUCGCCGCCUUAUGAUGGCCGCUGUCCCCAAGUCCCGCUGGACUACUUCUUACUUCCAGAGCUACGUCAAACUUCACCCUGUGGCUGACACCUUCUUCUACCUCAGCUCUGUCCUAAACCCUUUCCUUUAUAACCUGUCCUCCAGGCAGUUUAGGGAGGUCUUUGUCCAGGUCCUGCGGUGCCACCUCACCAUCGAGCAUGUGAACAAGCGAACCUUGCAGAGCUCCCAUGCCGCUUCGGCGCGACUCCUCCGACCCCUGCUGAUGAAGUCCUUGCGUCGAAGCAGCCCAAACAGCGGCACCGUUGCACAAGAAAAAACUCCUCCAACCCUUACAACCUUUCAAAAGCAAAGUGAUUCAGGGGUGUCUUCAAAUACUCAGUCUACAUCCCUCAGCCUGACUGAAGAGGCAGGUUCAGUUCUCAAAACAAAUACAGAUGAACCAUCAGAGACUGAAAUAUAAUAUGCUGUACAAUUUAAUGCAACACAGUAAACAGUAAAAACAAACAUGGCAGAAACUGUUUAAUUCAAGGACACUUGUACUGUGCCAUUAAAAACAAAUAGAGAGAUGUUCCUUAUAUGCAGUAAUCACAGUACAAAGUGCUAAGUCAGGAAUUUCACUGACAGAUCACGCUCAGCUGACAAUUUGGCACAAUAGAAAGCUUGAUGCAUUAGAAUGACAUGUAAAAUUAGGGAAUGUGAAAUUUUUAUCUAGUCAGAAAAUGAUUAUACAAAAGCUCAAAUAUUCAGUUCAGCAUGAAGGUCUCACAAACUGAAAUAAAAUUAAAGGUAACAUAAGGAGUUUUUGACCACUGGUGGUGCUGUGGAGCACCAACUAAAUUUGAAUUUGAAUUAAACUGAUGCAUCAUUUGGAGUUCCAAAAUUACUUGUGAAUGUAUCGCAGACAUCUCCUACUCUACAAUAAUGCAUGACGACACAUAUAUACACUCAUAAGCUUGCUGGUGACACAAGAUGCUUUCCUGUUGACUGCAGAGAGUGGAAAUGUGUGGUGCAUGCAAGACCCCAGGAAGAGCUGGCCCAAGAGAUACUUUUCCCCUUAGGCAGGAUGCCAUAUAGCAGAAAGACAUCCAAAAAGCACUGUUCUUGGGUAUGGUUUCUAUGACAACAAUAUCAUGACAACAUAUCACCACUGUCUUUGUAAUAGACUACCAUCUCCCAUUUGCUUUUUUACUUCUAUACUUCAGAGAUUUUCAAUUAGAAGUGCUUAGAGCUGCUGCACAAAAAUAGUAGAGUGGCCUGUAAAACAACUAAGACAAAUAAUGUUGCCAGUCUUCUUGGGAAGACUCUCACACAGUAAGCAUAACAUGAACUGGGGACCACCUUGAAACCAUCAAAGAAAAUGUUAUUCAAUUCCCUUAUCACUUCUGUGGCAUGCAAGCUAUGUGAUGUUCCUCAACUUCAUGCUAUUCCACUCUCUGACAGCUGAUGGCGCUAACAUCAAGAAACAUAGCAGUGCAUCAGAAAAGACGAACAGGAACACAUUCAACAUGUUUGUUAGACCUCAAGGAUACACAAAAUGCCUUUUUGUAAGAAACACUGAAUGUGAACACAGCUGUGUUUGUUUACGAGAAAACUCCACAGGUUACCUUUAAGGUUCAGGUCAAUUUCAAAUAAAACUGUGAUACAAAAUGCUAAAACCAGCAAGAAACACAUUUUUCAUAUUUCAACUUGACCACUGCAAAAGCAACAAAAUUUUACAAUUCAUCUAAUCAAUCAA
Lates calcarifer (barramundi perch) is the source of this 2961-nucleotide messenger RNA. It is a transcript of the gene gpr39, whose product is annotated as G protein-coupled receptor 39. Lineage: Eukaryota; Metazoa; Chordata; Actinopteri; Centropomidae. Gene Ontology annotation, molecular function: G protein-coupled receptor activity. Gene Ontology annotation, cellular component: membrane. The record is from RefSeq and is a predicted model, not a curated record. Gene Ontology annotation, biological process: G protein-coupled receptor signaling pathway.